Molecule: messenger RNA, 2151 nt
Organism: Hyla sarda
Lineage: Eukaryota; Metazoa; Chordata; Amphibia; Anura; Hylidae
Gene: BKGD
Product: chromosome 2 C11orf54 homolog
Exons: 10
Coding region: 331-1281 (316 amino acids)
Cellular component (GO): nucleus
Molecular function (GO): hydrolase activity, acting on ester bonds; zinc ion binding
Source: RefSeq, a predicted model, not a curated record
AGUGUGCCGCAGGAACAACCUGGACUUGCUGGUGUCGGUCACAUGACCGUGUGUGGGCGGGGCUCGUAAGCGUUCCUUGGUGCGCCCGUGAUCUGGUGCGGGACCUCCCAUAGAGAGGAUGCCACAGUCAACAGUGAAAGCAGACCUAUGCAGUUUAAUAUCCCAAGGAUCUGCAUGUGGCAUGGCUUUUCCACAUGGAAUCCAUUUCAGGAAGUAACCCUGAACACCCCCAUCCCUCUUCACUCAAAUGGUUGCCUGAACUUUGGCCUUUUCUGGAAGAUUUUAAAUUAAAUAUUCCAGUUUUCUAGUUUGCUGUAUCAGUGUGGAACCAUGGCAGAUACUGAAAGCUGUCCUCUUCAUUUCCCUGCUCUAGAAGAUAUUGUUGGUGUUCUGGAACGUGGAUUGAAAAAGAAUUAUGCAGAAGUUGCUGUGAAGGUUGUGGAUUGCCCUGAUCUUACACAGGAUCCCUUUGGAUUCCCUGUAAAAGGUUUAUGUGGCAAGUCAAGGAUUGCAGAUGUUGGAGGUGUUCCAUACUUGGUUCCCACUGCACGCCCCGAUAAGGUUUAUAACAUUAACACUGUCGCAAAGAAGAUUGAUCUACCUGGAGCCUACUUACUAGGUGCUGGAGCAUGUUCUCAUGAAAAAGUGGGGAUGAAUGCGGAGAUGAUAUUUUCCAUAAAGUCAGAGAGCCCAACUUCACCUGCUAUAAAUGGCAACUACUUGGCCAGCGUCAACCCGGCAGAUAACAGCUGUCUUUUGGAGAAAUACAGGGAAAAGCACAGUGAUCAUGAUUUUGGGCUUCUAUCAAAUCUGUAUGCUAGUGAGGGGAACCCAGGAAAGGUCAUUGAAGUCAAGGUAAAGAGACGCACUGGUAAAGACAACUUUGUGAGCUGCAUGAGAAAAACUUUAAAGGACCAUUAUGGAGACAAAUCUGUUGGCAUGGGAGGGUCAUUCAUUAUACAAGAGGGGAAAGCAAAACUCCAUGUAAUGCCUCGUGAAUUCUCUGCCUGCCCCUUAAACACGGAUGAAGAUGUAGAUCGCUGGUUGAAGUUUUAUGAAAUGAAGGCUCCUCUCAUUUGUCAGUCGGUGUUUGUUUCUCAUGACCCUGGGUUUGACUUACGUCUUGAACAUACCCAUUGCUUCAGUCACCAUGGUGAAGGAGGACACUACCAUUAUGACACAACACCAGAUUCUGUGCAAUACCUUGGAUAUUUUCAUCCAGCAGAGUAUCUCUACCGCAUUGACAAACCUCUUGUUACACACAUGGUUGGACGGGAUUAGGGAGAUGUCAAGUUUUAGGGGUUGUCUGGCAGGAUAAAAAUAAAAUAAGAUUAACUAGGUAAAAACAACAAAAAAAAACAGUACUCACCUCAGAUUCACUGCCAUUCUGAUGGUGCCCAAUUCCUGCUGAUUUAUACUUUUGGUUCCCACCUCAGCACAGGAAAUACCUGUUCAGAGACUUAAAGGGGUACUCCACUGGAAAACAUUUCUUUAUUAAUUUUUAUCAACUAGUGCCAAAAAGUUAAACAGAUUUGUAAAUGACUUUCAUUUAAAAAUGUUAAUCCUUCCAGUACUUAUCAGCUGCUGUAUACUACAGAGGAAGUUCUUUUCUUUUUGAAUUUCCUUUCUGUCUGACCACAGUACUCUCUGCUGACACCUCUCUCCAUUUUAGGAACUGUCCAGGGCAAAUCCCCAUAGCAAACCUAUCCUGCUCUGGACAGUUCCUAAAAUGGACAGAGGUGUCAGCAGAGAGUACUGUGGUCAGACAGAAAGGAAAUUCAAAAAGAAAAGAACUUCCUAUGGCACAUAUGGCAGCUGAUAAGUACUGGAAGGAUUAUUUUUUAUAGAAGUAAUUUACAAAUCUGUUACUUUCUGGCACCAGUUGAUUUAAAAAAUAAAAAGUUUUCCAGUGGAGUACCCCUUUAAUCCAAUUUGUCCUCCUUUCUUAUUUGUUUUAUGUUAUUCCACCGGGCAACCCCUUAGAAGAAAUAAUGACAGAGAAAUAAGAUGUCUAAAUCAGGUUUUUGACAAAUUGCAUUGAAGGGUCCUGUGGUCAGUAUUUAAAAAAUAAUAAUUUUGUAGCAUCGGUUGCACUGAUUCCAAUACUGUUUUUAUUUUGUUCCUACACCUCUCCAUUCCUGAGAUUAUAGG